AUGCAAAUAUUGAAAUUGCCAUGGUUAGGUCAUAAAAGUAUGUAUACUACACUGUUAGGAUGCCUUAUGUUUAUGCUAACAAUUAUACCCAGCUGAGAAUAAAAAUAUUGAAUGUUAUUCAGUCACUAUAAAUCAUAAUGGUACAAGAUUAGCCAGUGGUGGAUUAGAUGGUAAUAUUAAAAUAUGGGACAUUAAAACAAUACAAUCAUUUUACAAACUAUCUACUGAUUUAAAGAUAUCACCAAUUGAACUUCCUGAUAAAUCUAUACAACGUCCAUUAUGUUCAAUGUCGAGACAUAAUGGAGUAGUUACAAGUUUAAAAUUUUCACCAGAUAAUAGAUGGUUAGCUUCUGGAUCAGAUGAUAAAAUUGUAUUAAUUUGGGAGAUAGAUAAUCUGCAAAGACCAAAAUCAUCAUUCGGUAUUGAAGAAGAAGAUCUUGAACAUUGGACAGUUCGAAAAAGAUUAGUUGCUCAUGAUAAUGAUAUUCAAGAUAUUUGUUGGAGUCCCGAUGGUAAUUUAUUAAUAACAGUUGGAUUAGAUAGAUCAAUUAUAAUAUGGAAUGGAUUAACGUUUGAAAGAAUUAAACGAUAUGAUAUUCAUCAAUCUAUGGUAAAAGGGGUAGUUUUCGAUCCGGCAAAUAAAUUCUUUGCCACUGCUUCUGAUGAUAGAACAGUUAGAAUAUUCAGAUAUUACAAGAAACUCAAUGAAUAUAAUAAUUAUGAAUUUCAAAUGGAACAUAUUGUAACUGAACCAUUUAAAAAAUCACCAUUAACUUCAUAUUUUAAAAGAAUGAGUUGGAGUCCAGAUGGUCAACAUAUUGCUGUUCCAAAUGCAACUAAUGGACCUGUAAGUUCUGUUGUUAUUAUAAAUAGAGGAAAUUGGGAUACUAAUGUUUCAUUAAUUGGUCAUGAAGCUCCAGUUGAAGUUUGUUCAUUUUCUCCAAAAUUAUUCCAAGAAACAGCAACAACGAAUGAAGAUGAUAAAUUUCAUACAAUUUUAGCCACAGGUGGUCAGGAUCGAACUUUGGCAAUUUGGUCAACUUCAAAUUCGAGACCAAUUGUGAUUUGUGCAGACAUUGUAGAGAAAACAAUAACUGAUAUUUGUUGGAAUUUUAAUGGAGAGGAAUUGUUCUUUAGUUGUUUAGAUGGAUCAAUUACAUGUAUUAAGUUUGAAAGUAAUGAGUUGGGUAAAGUUGUAAGUGAACAAAUUAUAGAUCAACAAUUGAAUAGAUAUGGAGCAGAUAGAGAACAAACAAUACUUCCAGAAAGUAUAGAUCAAUUGAAACUUGAAGAACAAUCAAAGGAUGCAAGGGCAAUACAAUUGAGAAGAAUGAUGCCUAUUGAAAAAAAACCAGAACCAGUACCAACACCAUCACCAAUAACACCAAAUUUAAUGACUAAAAUAGUUAUAGAUACAGAAAAAUUAAGAAAACAGACUGUUACAAUAACGAAAUCGGGAAAGAAAAGAGUUAGUCCAUUACUUGUAUCAUCAUCACAAACAACUACCGAACAACCAGUUGAAAAGAAACGUAAAAUUAAUCAAAUUUCAAAUAUAAAAUUAUCACAACAGUCAUAUCAUUUACCAAAACUGGGAAUAUCUACAACUAUAUAUGGCCUUAAAAAGAAAGAAACAAGUAUACCAGCAGUCAAACCUAUUGAAGAUGAUAAUGAUAAUGAAGAUAUGAAUCAAGAAGAAACAACGACAUUAAAUUCUCAAACAGUUUCUGAACAAGCAUUGAAACGACAGAAAAAUAGAAAUAGACGUAAGGUAAUGGAGCUGAAAUAUCCUACUUCUUUCAAGUUUAUUAGUAAUUUACCAGAGGUUGUAUUUACGAAUAAUGGAUUAUUGAAUGUGGAAAUAAACAAAAUAUAUAAAAACUAUAACAAAAACAAAGAAAAAGAUAUAAUUGCUGAGAUUUCAACUAGUUCAUCAUUGGAAUUCGAUGAGGAUGUGAUAUUUUCAGUCAUUUAUAAACUGAUAAACCAUAAACAAAAAGAAAAUCAAAUUUUAAACAUCCCCUUGUCAGAUAUAACAACUACAAUAGAAGUACGUAAUGGUAAGCCAUGGAAUGAUGACGAUAAUACGGAUAGAGAUUUCGAUGAUCCGACAAAAGUAAUAAUAUCAAAUGUAAAAAAUCAAGAGAGAAGUUUAGUUAUGUUUUUCCCAUUUAGAAUUCAACAUAUCCUUCCAAUAAUCAUAUCAAAUGAAUUCAAAUAUAUCCUAUUUUGUUCAUUCAACGGAAGUAUUGUAAUAAUUUCUGCAAGUACAGGUAGAUAUAUUUGUCCAACUAUCGAAAUUGGAGAGAAUAUAAUCACACUUCUUAACAAGAAUGAGUACAUUUUAAUUCUUACAAGUUCGGGAUUGAUAUAUGGUUGGAAUUUGAAAAGCAUGAAGAAUAUAUAUAAGAAAGUAUCAAUCGCUACUAUUUUGAAUAACUUCGAAAUUAAGGAAAAUAAAGUAAUUAUGCCAAUUGUGAAAUUUAUUGAUAUUAAUGAAAGUAAUGGAAGUCCAUUGGUAAUGAUUGAACAUGAUUAUAAUGUGUAUGAAUAUGAUUUGGAAUUAGAAUGUUGGAUUAAAUUGAUUGAUUCGUGGUACUAUCAGGUUGAUAGAGAUUUCAGUAUUGAUAAUGAGUCAGUUGAUAAGAUGAUUUAUAGACUGAAAUUGAUAUAUGAUAACGAUAGAAAGUUGCAAAAGAUAUAUAGUUAUAAAUUUAAAGAUGACAAUGAAUUACUACCGAUUAUGAAAUUACGAAAUAAUGAAAUGAUUGAAAAUAUACAUUAA
Insectozyma verbasci is the source of this 2782-nucleotide messenger RNA. Lineage: Eukaryota; Fungi; Ascomycota; Pichiomycetes; Serinales; Debaryomycetaceae. The record is from the annotation of a GenBank genome assembly.